Molecule: messenger RNA, 1179 nt
Organism: Fraxinus pennsylvanica
Lineage: Eukaryota; Viridiplantae; Streptophyta; Magnoliopsida; Lamiales; Oleaceae
Source: the annotation of a GenBank genome assembly
AUGUAUCCUUCUAGCAACAUUUAUGACCCUUUUGAGUCCUUGUUCAGUAGGUCUUUUCCAGUCGAUCAAAACCCUACCCCAAAACAAGAUGACCCUUCACCUUUCUUUCACUUUCCUUCACCAUUUCUUGAUGAAACUGAGUUUCCAUUGAAUCAAAUAUUGUCCCAAAAUCAGCCCAUGGCAGUGCAUAAUUGCAUAGCCCGUGAUUACCAGAUAGAAACCUAUGUUGAUACUACAAACAAGGAAACAAUAAAAGGCAGGAAUAUUGAUCUCUCCAGAUUGAAUGAAAAAUCGGUUGAAUCAACUCCAAAUGAAUCAGUUAUACCAUUGAGGAAGAGAAACCUCGGUCCAAUGCUGCUAAAGAGAACCGGGAAGAAGGAUAGGCACAGCAAGAUUUGUACAGCACAGGGAGUGAGAGACCGGAGAAUGAGAUUAUCGCUUCAAGUUGCGCGGAAAUUCUUUGAUCUUCAAGACUUGUUAGGCUAUGAUAAAGCAAGCAAAACCAUUGAAUGGCUUUUUACAAAAUCGAAGAAGGCGAUUAAGGAGCUGAGCAAAAACAAUCCAAAAGUAAAGAUCAGUUCUACCACUGAUGAUUUAAAUAGUGAAUCCGUUGUGUUUGAACGUGACAUCGUAGCAGUAAUGGAGGAGAAUUCAAUCAGUGCACACAAAGGAGUUGCAAGAGAAUAUGCAAGUAUAGAAAGGAAGAAAAAUGACAAGAAAUCGCGAAAAUCUGAGUAUAAACCUAAUACAAGAGAGUCCCGGGACAAGGCAAGAGCAAGGGCAAGGGAUAGAACAAGAGAUAAAAUGAUAAUCAAAGGCCUGGAAGAUUCUAAUCAGUGGAUUGAGUCAAACCCUAAUGAUUUUCAACAAUUAGGGCCUUCCAAUAGUUCCUUUGAAGCUGUAGAAGAAUCAAGUUCUCAUAAUCAGAAGCAAGGUGCUCAUACUAACUCACUGGAAAAUCAAUUCUCUGAUGUGGGAAUAAUUGAGAAAUUCCUGGGAAAUUCAAGCUCAAAUUCUUGGCCUGUCUCUGAUUAUUCCGAUAACGAUUUCUUGGGAUUUCUUGGAAAUUGGGACAUGAAUAAUGAUAGAAUCAACUCAGAAAUGACAAACAUUGUUUCCUUUGCAGGUAACCCCAAUUCUGUUUAUUUAGCCACCUCUGAUUUUCCAUUCCAGCAAUAA